This is a messenger RNA of Neurospora tetrasperma FGSC 2508, 354 nucleotides long. RefSeq lists its product as uncharacterized. The annotation marks the transcript as partial. The record is from RefSeq and is a predicted model, not a curated record. NCBI's taxonomy places the organism in Eukaryota, Fungi, Ascomycota, Sordariomycetes, Sordariales, Sordariaceae. The transcript is spliced from 3 exons.
UUUAUCCGACUAUUAACUUCGGAUAUUGCCUUCCUAAUCUUAUUAGUAAGGAAAUUAAGCGGCGGUAUAAGAAUUUAUAUUAACUAUAAGGGUAUUAACGAAAUCUCUUUAAAAAACUGGUACCCGUUACUAUUAAUUAAAGAAAUGCUAAACGCUAUUUGUAGGCUAAUAAUAUUCAUUAUACGAUUUGGGCUAUACGAAUCCCUAAUCUAUCUAUCUAGACUCUUGAGAAAUUUUAUUAACAAUAUACUAUAUAAUAUUUUUGAUAUUUAUAUAAUUACCUACCUUAAUAAUAUCUUAAUCUUCUUAGAAACUUAUAAAGAUUAUGUUAAAUACGUCCGGGAAGUUCUCUAA